Olea europaea var. sylvestris is the source of this 1725-nucleotide messenger RNA. Its product is annotated as pentatricopeptide repeat-containing protein At3g22470, mitochondrial-like. The transcript has 3 exons. Bases 85 to 1725 code for a protein of 546 amino acids. Gene Ontology annotation, molecular function: protein binding. NCBI's taxonomy places the organism in Eukaryota, Viridiplantae, Streptophyta, Magnoliopsida, Lamiales, Oleaceae. The record is from RefSeq and is a predicted model, not a curated record.
UCAAGCCCACUUGAAAAGUUCAAAAAAGGCUGUAAAUCAAACACAAAAAUUGACACCAAUGAUGCAUUGGCCUCCUUUAAUGACAUGCUCCAAAUGAAACCCUUGCCUUCCGACUCAUCAUUUAACAAAUUGAUAGGCGCCGUUGCUAAAACCAAGAAUUAUCAAUAUGUGAUUUUUAAGCACCGUAGGAUGGUUGAAGCUGAUAUAUUACCUAAUCAUAUUACGCCGAAUGCUUUGCUGAACUCUUUAUGCAACUUUAAUAGGGUUGCUCUUGGUUUUUCUGUUAUGAGUGGGAUUUUGAAGAGGGGGUAUGGUCCUGAUAUUAUUACUUUUACUUCAUUGAUUAAUGGUUUGUUCAUGGAAGGUAAGAUUAAUGAUGCAAUUGAGUUGUUCAAGAAAAUAAUUGGGAUGGGUUUCCAACCGAGUAUCAAGACUUGGGGGACACUGAUUAAGGGGUUGUGUAGGAGUGGAAAUGCAGAGGUGGCGCUUUGCUUGUAUAAACAAGAUGGGAACGGGAAUGGAGGAAGGUCUUAUUUAAUAUUUAAGCCUGAUUCGUGGUGUUAUAACAUGAUUAUUGAUGGACUUUGUAAAAAGGGGUUGGUGGAGAAGGGUAAACAAUUAUUUUUGGAGAUAAAGGGUAGAGGUAUUAUGCCAAGCUUGGUUACAUAUGGUAGCUUAAUCCAUGGUUUAUGUCAGGGCGAUGAGUGGGAGGAGGCAAAGCAGUUCUUCAUUGAAAUGGUGGAUCAAGGCAUUCGUCCUAACACAGUAAUAGUUAAUAUCUUGCUACAAUUUCUUUGUAACGAGGGGAAAACUGACGAAGCAAUUGGAUUGUUUAACUUGAUGAUUCAAAGGGGUGAAGAGCCGAAUUGUUUUACAUUUAAUAUAUUGAUGAACGGGCUCUGCUUGGAGGGUAGGAUUGAUGAUGCAAGGGAGCUAUUUGUUUUGAUAGAUGCUAAAGGCCAUAAGGGAGAUAUUGUAAGUUACAAUGUGUUAAUUAAUGGGUAUUGCAAGUGUCAAAAAUUGGAAGAGGCCAUGAGGCUUUUCAAAGAAAUGGCGCGCAAAGAAUACAAGCCAGAUGUAAUUACAUUCAACACUUUAUUAACUGGUCUAUUUCAAAUAGGCAAAGUUGAGGAUGCACGGGCACUUUUGGCAAAGAUGAAAGUCCAUGAAGUGAUUCCGAGUUCUGAUACUUAUAAUAUAAUAUUGUAUGGAUUUUUGAAAAAUAAUUACCUCACAGAGGCAAUGGGGCUGUUUCAUACAAUGGAAAUAUCCGGCCUUAAUCUUGGCAUUGACACCUAUAAUUAUGCCCUUCAUGGAUUGUGUAUGGCAGGAAAUCUUGAUUUGGCCAAUGAGCUAUUUGAGAAGUUGUCUCAAAAGGGCUUGAAACCAACAAAUUUUACAUAUAACACCAUGAUCCAUGCCUUUUCUAGAUAUGGAAACAUGGAAGAGGCAAAUAAUCUGUUUAUGAAGAUGGAAAAGAUAGGUUGUGCACCCUCUGUGGUCAAUUUUAACACGCUCAUACGAGGAUUUUGCAGUCGUAGUGAGGCAUCAAAAGUGGUUGAACUUCUUGUUAAAAUGAAGGAGAGAAAUAUCUCCCCAGAUAAAGACACAGGAAUUCCAAGAGAUGCAGAAGGUACUGGAGGUAAUAUGCUUUAUCUUCAUCCAUAUCUUGGCUUUUAUUCUUCGAGGAAGUCAUUUAAGGAGAUGGAUCCAACCCUAAUAUAG